AUGGGCGGGGAUGCAGCAAGGGUGCAGCUCAGAGAAGGGGGUAAUAUAUCUAUCCCCGGGCCUGACACUCACAAAGUGGUCUUUGGGGAAGGUGCUUUUGGUGAGACUGCUGCUGGUGUCUCAGGGCUUGAGGGCGAAGCCUGUUCCCAGCAGGCUGGUCACCCGCAGUCUUGCUCCCCAGCAGUGUCCCUGGCUCGCCUUCAUCAUUCAGGACACCAAGGCUCCGGAGGCAAGGGUGAAGCCGGGUCGCCAGCGUCCCCGCGGCUUCCGGGCACCUGCGCGCCCGACGACGCCCACCCGGCCCUCGACCUGGCGGCCUUCGAGUGCCUAGCUCCGAGCCAGGCCAGCGGCCUGUGGGAGCAGCUGCAGCGGUUCUGGGCCGACCACUUUUCGCGGCGCUUCUCGCCGCGGCGGCCGCCGCUGCGUCGCAUCUCCUCCAUGUCCACCUUCUACCUGCUGGACCACCGGACUCGCCAAGCGGAGCUGGGCCUCAGCUACGGCGCGCCACGCACGCGCCUCAGCGACGAGGCCUUCGUGUUCCGCGGCGGCCGGUGGGUCAUGGAGGGCCAGCUGGUGCGGUCGCGGCCGCCGCUGUCCUCGCCGACCAUCUCGGGCUGGAAGGCGCAGGUGCACCGGGUCAAGAACCAGGUGUUGCUGGAGGAAAACAACUACCUGAAGCUGCAGCAGGAACUGCUCAUGGACAUGCUGACUGAGACCACCGCGCGUAUGCACAUGCUGGAGAAGAAGCUCAACCCCGAGAUCAACCCCGCGGCGGCGGCGCGCGCCUGGCAGAAGAAGAUGCGUAAGCGCGAAAGCGCCGGGCGCGUGCUCAUGAUCGAGCCGCGCGCUCUGGAGUCGCGGUGACGCAAUAAAGCCCGUGGCGCGCACGCGCCUGGCGUCUGGCUCUGGCGGGGGCCGCAGCG
Nycticebus coucang (slow loris) is the source of this 923-nucleotide messenger RNA. RefSeq names its product chibby family member 3 (gene CBY3). The record is from RefSeq and is a predicted model, not a curated record. Lineage: Eukaryota; Metazoa; Chordata; Mammalia; Primates; Lorisidae. The transcript has 3 exons. Bases 1 to 864 code for a protein of 287 amino acids.